AUGUGGCUCAACCCCCCGUCGCGGGGCCCCGCCAUCCCUUCCGGGAUCGUGCGCCUUUUGGUUUUGUUCCCAGCCUUCCUGGCCCUUUUCUGCUUGCUGCUUCAGGUGCAGAAACGGUCUGUCGAUGCCGAAUUCGGCGUGGCUGGCUCAGGACAGCUUGUGCGCAACCCAAGUCUGCAGGCUGAUUUGGGCGAUGAGCCGGAAAAGUCGCUGCCAUCUGAAAUGGAGGACUUGGUACGUGAAAUGAACUCGAUUGCUCAGCUAACUGGGGGCAUCAAACAGGGAUCCAAGUUGGCCAUCGCCACUACCACGGCUGCUGGACUGGACACCAUAAAGGUGUGGAUGCGCUACCACAAGACCAUUGGUGUCUCGAUGUUCUAUCUCUUCUUGAAUGGCCAAGUGAACCAUGAGCCAGCAAUAAAGGAACUCAAUCGGUGGAGUGGAGUCAAGCUCUUUCCUAACGAUGAAAAGUUGAAGCACAGGCAUGCCCACAGUCGGGCAUGGAAUGAGACGUGGCUGUCUGCCUUCUUCAACAAGCCAUGUAACAACGAGCUCUUUGUGAUGCAAAGCUUGAACAUGGAAGUUGCAAUUAUGCAAGCCAGAGAGGACGGAGUAGAUUGGAUUUUUCACCUUGACACAGAUGAGUUGCUGUAUCCAGGAGGCACUGAAACAUUCAGCAUACAGGAGUAUAUGGAUGGGCUGGACCAUGAUGUCGAUGCCGUUGUGUUCCCCAAUUAUGAGGGCCUAGCUGAGACAGAUGACAUCACCAACCCCUUCACUGAAGUAACUCUUUUCAAGCGAAACUUUGCCCACGUCAAUUCAGAACAGUACUUCAAGAAAUACAAGAUGGUUGCAAGGGGCAAUCCAAACUAUUUCACAACAUACGGCAACGGCAAGUCUGCGGGGAAGAUUCAGCCACACUUGAGAUCCAAUGGGGCGCAUCGGUGGUACAUAUAUGGGAAGAAGCCAAAGGAGAUUACCUCCACAGAGCCCACGGUACUGCAUUAUGUCUACAACAAAUAUGCUGACCUCAAAGGCAGGCGAGACCGGUGCGAUUGUGCCCCCACUGACGAGGAUGUUAAACGGUGUUUUAUUCUUCCAUUUGACAGAGAGGCCUUUCUUGCAAGCUCUCUGAAGGAAGACGAGGAGCUUCGGCAAUACUUCAGGGAGAGACUUGUGUGGAGUGAGCGCGAUAACGUUAGGGAACUCCUUAAAUCUGGCCUAGUGGUGCGCAUCCACACGCCCCAGUUGUUAACACAAAUGUACAGCAAAAUGCCAGACGCUGGCCUCAUUCUUGCAGAGCCAGGAGAAUCGAAGACCACUGUUAUGGACGCUUACCAAAUGCCGGUAGAAGAAUGA
Molecule: messenger RNA, 1359 nt
Organism: Ostreobium quekettii
Lineage: Eukaryota; Viridiplantae; Chlorophyta; Ulvophyceae; Bryopsidales; Ostreobiaceae
Source: the annotation of a GenBank genome assembly